Molecule: messenger RNA, 1938 nt
Organism: Monodelphis domestica (gray short-tailed opossum)
Lineage: Eukaryota; Metazoa; Chordata; Mammalia; Didelphimorphia; Didelphidae
Gene: HMGA1
Product: high mobility group AT-hook 1
Biological process (GO): regulation of DNA-templated transcription
Cellular component (GO): chromatin; nucleus
Molecular function (GO): DNA binding; transcription coregulator activity
Source: RefSeq, a predicted model, not a curated record
GACCCAGCGGCUUGCUUGCUCUUCUCACCCCGGUCUCGACCAGGCCAGCCCUCCCGCCCCCACAAACAGGUUUCUCAGCUUUGCUGGGCCUUGUUGGAACUAGCCUUUUUGGCACCCCUGGUUUAUUGGGGUUGGCGGUGUGAAGGGGCGCUCACCCCCGACACUGGAUCGUUGUUUCUUCCUUCACCCCCAAAGGGCCAGAGAAGGGGGAAGAUGAGUGAAUCCAGUUCAAAGUCCAGCCAGCCUCUGGCCUCCAAGCAGGAGAAAGACGGGGCUGAGAAGAGAGGGCGGGGCCGACCCCGGAAACAGCCUCCGAAGGAACCCAGUGAAGCACCAACUCCCAAGAGACCUCGGGGCAGACCAAAGGGGAGCAAGAACAAGGGGUCUGCCAAAAGCCGGAAAACCACCACUGCACCAGGGAGGAAACCAAGAGGUAGACCCAAAAAGCUGGAGAAAGAAGAGGAAGAGGGGAUAUCCCAAGAGUCUUCAGAGGAGGAGCAGUAACUGAGUCUGCUUGUAUCUUCCUACCUCAUCCCCCUCGAUGAAGAUGAUGACAACGAUGAUGGCAGCAGCCCUUUCAUUCUGGGACUAGACAGAAAAAUGUUGAUCUUUAAAUCCCCAUUUUUCUUCCCCCCCUCCCCCCUCACCUCUCUUCCUCCAUUUGCCCUUCCUGGUCAGGGAAAUAACGGCUCGACCCUGGAAACUACAACAACCCUGUGCUGGAGAGGGGAGAGGGAGGACUGGCAGUUGGGCACUUUCCCGACUCCCUAUCCUCUCCCCCAUCCAUCCAUCCAUCCAUCCAUCCAUCCAUCCAUCCAUCCUUAGACACAGCCACCCUCCCCUUCCCAGGCCAGGGAUUUCUUUUGUAUGCCUCCUUCCCCGACAGGGCUAACCUUCUGACUUAGCUGCCAACACCUGUUUCUUUGGUCUGUGCCCCCUGGAAUGGGACCCAGGUUUCUGUUUUCCUGCCUCCCUCCUUGUCCUCCCCAAAGGAUUUGAGACAGGACAGAGAUGGACAAGCUUCUUGAUCUUAAAGAGCUUGCCUUAUCUCUUGACUUCUGUCUGGGGUGAUCCUGUGCCCUUCCUCCCCUUUUUUCUGCCUUCCACCUAGCCAAGAUUGGUCUCAGGGUUGACAGCAGACUGAAGGGGAAGCUGAUCCCUUCCCUUUCCCCCCUCAUGCCCUCCCCACACUUUCCUUAGCAUCAACUGGAAUGGGGCUGGUCUGGAUACAGGGAGUCGGCUCUAGGAGAAGUAGCCCAGGGAAGGGAGGAAGAGGGCCCGAUUCACCUAUUAUUUCCUUGCAGCUCUAGAGAUCUAGGGAGAAGGGGGACUUGACAAUCCUAUUAAUUUCCCCCAAUCCUGGGCUGGCCUGCCUUGGCCUAUAAUUUUAAUUUUUUUUUUUUGCCUUUGGAAUAUGUGCUUUGCAAGGAUUUUGUUUUCAUCCUGGCCCUCCUACCCUAUCCCUCAUUUCAGAAUGCCAACCCCUCCCCCUAGGAACUGGUUACAUCUUCCCUCUGUUCACAAUCUACCUCUGAGCACAUUUUGUUGGUUUUGUUUUUACAUUCUGUGGUUUCCAGACACCCCUCCAUGCAGGUUCUUUGGUUCCCACAUUCACCUGCCCAUAACUCCCCCUCUUCCCCAUCUACCCUGCUCAUGCUCCCCAGAUCUUUGCAAGGAAGGCUUGGUGGGGUGAGGAGAGAGGGGGAUACCAUGCCUAGUUUACUAAAAAGUGACAUUGUUAUGGAGGUGGGCCUCGGGAACUGCCCACCCCCACUUCUAUCAGUCCUUCCUUGGCUAAUCUUCAAGUUGGGAGGAAGGGAAGGAGGUCUAGCUGAAGUGGGGGGAAGGGAUGGUCCUAGUCUGUUAUGAGCCCCCCCCCCCACUCUGGUUUCCUAUUUGCAGUUACUUGAAUAAAAAUAAAUUCCUUUUUUUCUUGGA